Hylaeus volcanicus is the source of this 1669-nucleotide messenger RNA. RefSeq lists its product as uncharacterized. Gene Ontology annotation, cellular component: membrane. The transcript has 11 exons. Lineage: Eukaryota; Metazoa; Arthropoda; Insecta; Hymenoptera; Colletidae. Gene Ontology annotation, biological process: transmembrane transport; carbohydrate transport. Gene Ontology annotation, molecular function: carbohydrate:proton symporter activity; myo-inositol:proton symporter activity. Bases 1 to 1653 code for a protein of 550 amino acids. The record is from RefSeq and is a predicted model, not a curated record.
AUGACUUUUAAUUUUUUUUCAAAAAAAACGUAUAGUCUUUGGCUUUUAUGUUCCAUUAUAGCAACAGCAUUAACAGGACUUAUUGUCGGGUACGAUUUGUGUGUUGUCUCGGUACUAAUAGAUUCGAUGAGGUUGGAUCUUCAUUUAUGUCCUUUAUCGCCAAAAGUCUUCACUAGUUCGAAAACAGCAUCAGACGAAAAAUUUGUUUGCAUGAAAGAAAGUCUUAUAGUAUCGAUUUUAUAUCCUGGUGCAGCGAUAGGAAGUCUUACUGCAGGUUUCUUUGCAGAAAAGUAUGGACGUCGUUAUACAAUUAUGCUAUCGGAUGUAUUUUUUUUAUUCGGUAGCCUUAUAUUUAUGUUUGGCCAAUCUUUUUUGGAUAUCUUAAUUGCUCGAUUUCUCCUAGGUGCAGGUGUCGGUGUUGGUUUUGUAGUGUUUAGUACUUAUAUACCAGAAAUAGCUCCAGCGAAACAUCGCGGGAAAUUGGUAGCCAUUCAAGAUGCUGCUUUAAGUUUAGGUUGUUUCUUUUCUUUUUGUAUUAUAUCCAUAGUCUCAGUUCAAUUUUGGCAUCAAUUAAUUGGUUUUCUUUCGGUUAUUGCCUUCAGUCAAUUGAUUGGAGCCAUUUUCUUGCCUGAAUCUCCACGUUGGUUAGUGAAGAAAGGAAGAACUAAAGAGGCUCUUCAAUCUCUUAUACUUUUAACUCCAAAACCUUUCCAUAACACCUCAAGCUUAUCUUGCGCACAAGAAGAAGAACACCAUACGCAAAAGUGUAUUGCUGAAUUGGAAUUAAUUGAAAACGAUGUAAAACACAGCCAAAAUUUAAAGCAUCGGGGUACAAUUUCACACCUCCAAUUCGAAGACGUACCGAGCCAUACCUUACAAAAAGAUACAAACAACACUAGAGUUUCUGAGCAGUCGACUAUGUCUUGUUCUUCUUCGGAAAAACGUAAUGCAUGUUUUUCUUGGAUUCAAAAACAAUGUCAAGGAUUCACAAAUUACUUGAGGUUUUUACGCCUUUAUCGCAAACAACUUUUCAUUGCUAUUGGGUGUGCUUGUGCUCAAAAUUUUAUGUUUGGUAAUAAUUUAAUUUACUAUACUGUUCCAAUACUGAAAAAGAAAUCUUUUGUGAGUGAUAUUCGUCUUUUUUCCUUUGGCGUUGGACUCUCAAAAUUUUGCGGUAUAUUGUCAGCGAUUUUCCUAGUGGAUAAAAUAGGUCGACGUCCGAUUUUGUUGUGGGGGUCAAUUGUCACAUGUAUUGGGCAUGUUGUGUUUUCGAUAUUAUUUUAUCUUUUGGAUAAAAUUGGCUCUCAAAAAAUACUUAUUACAAGUCUUAUUAUUAAUUUUUAUAUAUUUAUUUUUUCUUGGAAUAUAUCAUGGGCUGGUUUAAUGUUUGUUGUCGCUAGUGAAGUGUUACCAUCAGCUGUUCGUGGUAUUGGUAUCAGUUUGACUAUUACAACAUUUUGGCUUCUAUCCUUCUUUUUUCAACUAACAUUUGGAAUUCUUGUUCAUGUCUUAACAUUCGCAGGAGCUUUUUGUCUUUUCGCUUUAAUGAAUUGCUUUACAAUACUUUUCGUAGUUUAUUGUAUUGAAGAUCAUACAUGUCAAAAAUUAGAAAAUAUCCAUGAUAAAUCCAGCGAACCGAACACUGUCGUAUAAUUUUGUUUCAUCCAAA